Lentinula edodes (shiitake mushroom) is the source of this 1658-nucleotide messenger RNA. RefSeq lists its product as uncharacterized. The coding region runs from base 108 to 1457 and encodes 449 amino acids. Lineage: Eukaryota; Fungi; Basidiomycota; Agaricomycetes; Agaricales; Omphalotaceae. The transcript is spliced from 6 exons. The record is from RefSeq and is a predicted model, not a curated record.
CCCAUCUCCUAAUGGCUCCGUAUACUCGCCCGUAACGCCCUCCGCCGCUUGCCAUCGGUGUACAGUCUUUUUAGACUGAUCAUUCCCAAACCAAUUUGCCGUCUUCCAUGCCCCUUGUACCCGCUCUCAUUGCAAUGAAUGCUGUUUGCAGCGUCUGUGCACAUUUUAUAUUCCAAAAUUUGUCACUCAAUGAUCUAGUCAAUGUCGCUACGACUUCUCGCCUUUGUUACAAACAAGUCUCCUCCUAUUGUCUUCACGCACGGCGUUUGGACUGGUUCCUGAGGUGUUUCUUCGUUGACAACGAAUUCGAUACUUUCUACGACUACAUGACGUCCGGUGUUGUCAUUUCUGGCGAAAAUUCCAAAUGUUUCCUCCUCCACGAAUCAGCAACGUUAUCAUUGACAGUACAUCUGCUACUUCCGAACUUGCCUGAUGUCGCCUUUUGGAUGCUUCGAAUUGGGUAUACAUUCACGCCAAACCCACUUCAGCUUCCCCUAUUCCCCGACCAUGCCACCCACAUUAAACAUCAUUUACCUUCCUAUCGUGGUUUGCAUUUCAACCAACGAACAUGGGUCUUCUGCAGAGGCAAUUGUUCAGUGUCUUUUGUGGGCGCUGAUCGUACAGUCAUCGCAGAUGUUCUGAAUUCAACUCAGUGGACUUCCUGCCUGAACAUUAUCACUCACAGCAACUUGUACUCCGCGUUUCCGAAUUCUACUUUGAACAGAAAGCUCGACUACUUCAUCGAUCAAACACAACAUCCUACUGCUAUGCCAUGCUGUUCCAGACUGGACCCCGAAACUCCGUUGCAGCCAGAACCCAGCUUACUCCCUUCAUUGGCCGAUGUUUUACUUCCCAACAGCGAAUUGUCAUUCCAAAUCAAGCGUUCUUUCACCGAUCCAAGAUCGUUGAUCGUUAAAAUCAACGCUGGUCCACAAAACGGUGCAAUGUGGUCGGACUUGACUCCCACAAUUGGAUCACAUUGCUGGGAGAUCAUUUAUAAUGUCAACUCAAUGUCUAUAAUCGUAACGCCUCCUACUCAGUGUCAUUCUUAUUGUAUCACCAACGGUAGCACCAUUGAUUAUAUUGCUCCGAACUACUGCUUUAAUGUCAUACAACACCAGAACAAUGAUGUUGUCCGGGAUCUCCUGCACGAUAUUAUCCACCGACACCGUCUCACUCCCUCAACACAGAGGGAUUCUUUCGAUGUAUACUCUUUCUCGCAACUUUUCCACUUUCUCAACCGUGUGCAACUACUUCAUCCAACAGGCCUUUACAUCACUCGACAUCAUUGGGUCACCAAUAACGACAAUGCUGUCAUCAUACUUACACUCUACGUCCAUGUCAUUCUUCAUCGAGGUCAAAAGUCCUCCUCACUCUGUUCUUUAAAUGGUGAAUUGGACGAGUUGCUGCUGCUUCGGAUGAACAUUCGGUUUACCUGGUCUUACGACCUCGUAUAAAUCAGACCAGUACUGUAACUUAGGUCUAUUGAUCAUGUGAUUAUUCAUUCUACUUCCUUCAACUACAUAUUGAUAUGUGAUUAUUCAUUCUACUUCCUUCAACUACAUAUUGUGCCAUAGUGUGCCUGUCGACCAAGCUUUCGUAGUCUCCGCCUCCAAUUCCGCCAGACGGGCGUCCUCGACUUCCAACUCCGGCGACGG